Molecule: messenger RNA, 1029 nt
Organism: Colletotrichum higginsianum IMI 349063
Lineage: Eukaryota; Fungi; Ascomycota; Sordariomycetes; Glomerellales; Glomerellaceae
Product: Fungal specific transcription factor
Exons: 4
Coding region: 1-1029 (342 amino acids)
Biological process (GO): regulation of DNA-templated transcription
Molecular function (GO): DNA-binding transcription factor activity, RNA polymerase II-specific; zinc ion binding
Source: RefSeq, a predicted model, not a curated record
AUGGACGAACCCACGCCUCAUGUCCAUAACUACAACGAGACAACGCCCGAGUCAAACCACGCGCCCUCUCAGCAGAUGAGCGCCCUUUUGUCCAACAACCGUGGAGCUAUCGGCUGCGAUAAAGAAUAUCCCUGCUCCCAAUGCCAACGCGCCGACAUCGACUGCAUCCCCGCCAUCAACAAGCCCAGAGAGAAACGCACACGGAUUCUACUCACUCCUCAAUAUGAGAAGAAAAUCGAUCUCAUCGACCAUCGGCUCGACAGCCUAGCCAAGUUGAUGGGGGAUCUCAAGACGCACAUUUCCACCACCGUCGCCGCCAACAGUGCCAACUCUGUCAACUAUGCCUCAACCCAAGCCACCGUGGCCCCGGCCGCCGCCUCUCCCUCAACUCACUCAGGCCAGCCAGAUUCGGCCGCCGGACCGGUCGUCGAGGGGAACUCUUCGCUGUCGGCCCAUUCUGUGUUUGUCAACGACUUCCUGCAGGGUUUCAUUGGGUCCCUCCAGAAGCCCGAUCCCGAGAUUCGCGAGACCUUGGAUGCCCUCUCGCACAUCGUCAGCCCCGCCAAGCAGCAAGCCAGCACAUACGAAAUGGUUCUGGCCCACGCUAGGCCGAGGACCCAUCUUCAGCAGGAGAAGUUUGAUCUGCCUCCCAUACAGAAAGCCGUUGCCCUCAUUCACAUAGCAAAAGCCCAGCGCCUCGCCGGCACCGGAUGGAUCUACGAAUUCAUCACCAUGCAGGCAUUUGGAGACCUAUGUCUCGAUACCUACUUUUCGGAAGACCGUUCGCCCUUCCACUUCAUCAGUGUCAAUGCCGGGCUUUACUCUCUAUGCCAGGAUUACGCCCAAACGGCAUCCGUCUCCCAACAAGAUAAGGAGGAACACCUAGCCUAUGCCCGUCUGUGCCGCGAGAACCUCGAAACGGGGCUGGCCUAUUUACCGCUGCAUAUACCGGCUUCUUCAGAUGCCAUCGCCGCACUUCUCUUUGGAGUGAGUGGUCCCCCGGAGUCAUGCAGGCAAUACCGCAACUGA